Molecule: messenger RNA, 765 nt
Organism: Encephalitozoon cuniculi GB-M1
Lineage: Eukaryota; Fungi; Microsporidia; Unikaryonidae
Exons: 1
Coding region: 1-765 (254 amino acids)
Source: RefSeq, marked provisional
AUGAACAUCACACACGUUCCAGAGAUACACAGAACUGACAAGCAACACACCGAAAACCUGCGACACUGGAGGAAGAUCCUCGGCAUUGCUCCAUUCGUCUCAAUUGUAUUCCCUGCCAUCAUGUACUUCAUCUCCGACGAAGACAGUUUUAAAAAGAGUCUUCUCCUCAGGUUCAUCACAAUACUCCUCCCCUUUUCAUACUCAGCGGUACAGUAUGCCAUACUACUCCACACCACACCAUACUACACCCUCAAUCUCCUAUUUCUUGCAUUCGCCGCCAUCUCCAUCCUUUCAAUCACUGCACUCCCCAUCAAUGAAUGGAAAGGUGAUGAUUCACUCAUCUUUUCUAUCGUCCUUCCCUCUCUCUUCAUCCCACCCACCUAUCUCCUCUCCACCUCCUGCCGCCUUGUUCCAGGACAAACCGCCUUCACAGAUACUGGCAUCAACGUCCUUAUCGACAUCCUGAUCCUACUAUGCCCUCUAGUAAGUCUUGUGCUCGUAUGUAAAGAACCCGAGUACCGUCUUCUCUCUGCAGUCCCAUUCCCCAUACUCAUCCUGGCACGGUUGCUCAACGACAGGUAUUGCCCAUCCGAAAAGAGUGCUCCGCCUACUGCCCCAUGGAGAGUCGCCAUCCUUGUCCUCAUCCUCACCUCUGCUGCUCUUAUCUACGCAUUCAUGAUGUGGACACCCAUUGCCAUCCUAAAUGGUUACUUUGGCUUACUUCACAAGCUAAGAGAGUCUUUCCUUUCACUAAGGCCUGAUUAA